This is a messenger RNA of Loa loa (African eye worm), 731 nucleotides long. RefSeq lists its product as hypothetical. The record is from RefSeq and is a predicted model, not a curated record. Gene Ontology annotation, biological process: translation. Gene Ontology annotation, cellular component: mitochondrion; ribosome. The transcript has 5 exons. Bases 108 to 638 code for a protein of 176 amino acids. Gene Ontology annotation, molecular function: structural constituent of ribosome. Lineage: Eukaryota; Metazoa; Nematoda; Chromadorea; Rhabditida; Onchocercidae.
UUGCAGUACUUCAAUCAGUACUUGAUUUGUGAAGUUUGUAAGUCUGUCAGAAGUGAACCGGUUGCGCUGGUUGGCAAGUUAAAGGUUUUGGUUCAUGUUUGACGAAGAUGCUUGGAUUAGCAGUAUGUAACAUUCAGCGACUUACAGUACCGGAUAUUUGUUUACAUAUCUCGAAAGCAUUGGCAUCCGGACGAUGGUGGCCCCAACCAAUGCACGAAUUGAGUCGACAUCGAACUCGACCACCCAGUACAGGUAUCGCGCGACGCACACGGUUGCUGGUCGUCGACAAUUCGGCACUAGGUAAAGAAGCCAAUACAUCUGGUAAAUUAGCCUACUGCAUUGAUGUUUACAAACCGGGUGGCCGAAAGAAACAUAUGCCACACGCGACACUUGGCGAUAAGAUUUUGGUUGCAAUACGAGGAGAGAUGAAGCAGGCGUUUGUGGUGGGAGCUAAAAUUGAUGUAGACUAUCGAAAGCAUGGAAUACCCUCAACGGAUACCAAUAACAUCGUACUUCUUGAUGACGAAGGAAAUCCUCUUGGAACUCGAGUACUGAUGCCGAUUCCAGCAGUUCUUCAGCGGAAACGAGCAAAUUUACAAUUUUCAAAAAUAUUAUCAAUUGCCACCAAAUAUUUCUAAGUCAUUUAGUUAUCGUUUGCCAUUUUGCUUUGUUUUCUUAUUUCAAUGCUUACAGUAAUAUUUUCUUGAUACCCUGACUUUUUGUAUUAAAAA